Sphenostylis stenocarpa is the source of this 2022-nucleotide messenger RNA. The record is from the annotation of a GenBank genome assembly. Lineage: Eukaryota; Viridiplantae; Streptophyta; Magnoliopsida; Fabales; Fabaceae.
AUGGCUGCGCCACUAGGCAAUAGGCUUCAAAGCAUGUUGCAGGCUGCGGUGCAAUCUGUUCACUGGACUUAUAGCCUCUUCUGGCAACUUUGUCCACAACAAGUGAUUCUGGUUUGGGGUGAUGGAUACUACAAUGGGGCAAUUAAGACUAGGAAGACGGUGCAACCAAUGGAGGUGAGUGCUGAGGAGGCAUCUCUCCAAAGAAGCCAGCAACUUAGAGAACUCUAUGAAUCAUUGUCUUCCGGAGAGACAAAUCCACCAACUCGCCGGCCAUGCGCCGCCUUGUCGCCGGAGGACCUAACAGAAUCCGAAUGGUUCUAUUUGAUGUGUGUCUCAUUCUCCUUUCCUCCUGGUGUUGGGUUGCCCGGAAAGGCUUAUGCUAGGAGGCAGCAUGUUUGGCUCACUGGUGCAAACGAGGUGGACAGCAAAACAUUUUCACGAGCUAUUCUAGCCAAGACAGUGGUGUGCAUUCCUUUAUUAGACGGCGUGGUUGAGUUUGGCACGACGGAUAAGGUUCAAGAAGACCUUAACUUCAUCCACCACGUCAAGACAUUCUUCACAGACCACCACCACCCUCUCCCGCCCAAGCCCGCCUUGUCCGAGCACUCAACCUCCAACCCCAUAUCCUCCUCCGACCACAUCCCAGCCGUCAUGUACACCGUCGCAGACCCACCCGCCACCAAUCCCACCCAAAACGACAUGGACGAAGAUGAAGAGGAAGAGGAAGAGGAAGAGGAAGAGGAGGAGGAGGAGGAGGAGGAGGAGGCGGAGACGGCCUCCGAGGACGAAACCAGAGGCCGCGUCGCCCAUCCGACGCCGGACAUGGAGGGCGUCACGGCUGCGGAGCCCAGUGAGCUGAUGCAGCUGGAGAUGCCGGAGGACAUCCGGGUGGGGUCUCCGAACGACGGGUCGAACAACUUGGACUCGGACUUCCAUUUGCUGGCGGUGAGUCAAGGAUUGAACGCGGCGGGGCAGGCUGAGUCGACCCGGAGAUGGGCCCCGAGUCAAGAGCCACUUCAAGUUCAACUACCAGCUUCAGUUCAAUUCAGCUACAAUUUGGUUAGCACAACUAGUUUGACUGAAAUCGCCCCUGAUCUAUUAGAAGAGUUGACCCAAGAAGACACACACUACUCUCAAACGGUAUCCAACAUCCUCCAAAACCAGUCCAGCCGGUGGUCCACCUCGCCCACCUCCGUCGGCUACAUCACAUACUCCACGCAUUCAGCUUUCUCAAAGUGGACCACCCGCGCCAGCCACCUCUUCCACCCGGCGGUCGACGGCCCCAGCCAGUGGCUCCUCAAGUACAUUCUCUUCACGGUCCCCUACCUCCACGCCAAGAACCCUACCGAGAAUUCUCCGCCAACCGCCGUCGACCCCAAGCUCCGCGGCAAGGGAACGCCGCAGGACGAGCUGAGCGCCAACCACGUGCUCGCCGAGCGCCGCCGCCGCGAGAAGCUGAACGAGCGGUUCAUAAUUCUGCGGUCACUGGUCCCCUUCGUCACGAAAAUGGACAAGGCAUCCAUUCUCGGCGACACCAUCGAAUAUGUGAAGCAGCUGCGGCGGAAGAUCCAGGAGCUGGAGGCCCAUAACCGCCACACUGAGGCGGAACAGCGUUCCAAGCUCCCUGAGGUAACGGUUCAAAGGACGAGUAGCAAUUCGAGCAAGGAGCAACAGAGGAGUGGGGUGACGGUGAUGGAGAAGAGGAAGUUGAGGAUCGUGGAAGGGGUGGCGGCGAAGGCGACGGCGGUGGAGGCGGAGGCGGCAACGUCAGUGCAAGUUUCAAUCAUUGAGAGCGAUGCACUGUUGGAGAUAGAGUGCCUCCACAGAGAAGGGUUGCUUCUGGACGUGAUGCAGAUGCUGAGGGAGUUGAGGAUAGAGGUUAUUGGGGUGCAGUCGUCGCUUAACAAUGGGGUGUUCGUGGCGGAGUUGAGGGCUAAGGUGAAGGAACAUCCGAACGGGAAGAAGGUGAGCAUCGUGGAAGUGAAGAGGGCACUUAACCAAAUCAUUCCCCAUGCGGACUGA